AUGGCCGACGACGAUAACUUCGAUAUCGAUAUCUACGGCGAUGGCGAGGGUAUGGACGAAGACAGCAAAGCAUACAUAAAAGUAGAGCAUAGCAGGCAGGCAAAAGAGGAGCACGAUCAAGACGAUCAGAUCAAGACCGAACCAUCUUCGAGCCUCGAAGUAAAGCCGUCUAUCAAGCAAGAAUCUGAGGCACCUUCGACGCCGGCUACAGUGACAACCACAUCGAUAAAACAAGAAGACCUCAAACGAGAACCCGGCGAAGACACAAAGCCUGCGGCGACGAAAUCUCCAGCCACAACCUCCAACCAACCACAGCAAGGCACAAAGCGUCGCAUCGAGUCUGACGAGAGACGUAUAGAUGCCGGCGCCACAAAUGCACUCAUGAUAUCUGAUUUGCACUGGUGGACCACCGAGGACGACAUUCGAUCAUGGGCCAACGACGCUGGAGUCGAGGAUGAAAUGAAAGAUAUAACGUUCAGCGAGCAUAAAGUGAACGGUAAGAGCAAGGGUCAGGCGUACGUCGAGUUCUCGAGUCCACAAGCGAGCACGGCGCUCAAGCAUCGCAUAGAAAGCGGUCUGGUAGGUGGACAGAUUUCAGCCGCGGCCAACAAUCAAAGGAGAUUCAACGUAAUAUUCACGAGCGCGUCAAACAAUCCCUUCAAAACUCUGCCAAAAGAUGCGCCAGCACGAGCCAAGGAGGACCGCAAUCAGAGAGCAGGCUCUACUCCAUACUCUGCACCGCCUAGCCACCAAAACGACAACUAUAGGGGAAAUAGUGGCUACCGUGGACGCGGCGGUUUUGGCGGAAGAGGUCCAAGCAUGAACGGCAGCCCUGGUGGCUUCAACAACCAGCAGUUCCAGCAGAACGGCGGCAUGGGCAUGAUGAGUAAUUUUGGUGGUGGCGGCGCAAACUUCAAUCCCCGUGGCGGAGGAUUCAGCGGUGGCAGAGGCGGUAUGGGAGGCAACAUGCGAGGAGGGCGAGGAGGUGGACAAAUGAACGCGAAUCCCAUGGCUAUACCUAUGGGCAUGAACAUGGGAAUGGGUAUGAUGGGAAUGAAUCCCAUGAUGGCUGGAAUGGGCGGUCCAGCAUUUGGAAAUGCACAGUUCAAUCCUGCUAUGUUUGGAGGGAAUCAGGGCAUGAAUAUGAAUAUGAACAUGAAUAUGAACGGUGGUGUUGGGGAUUGGGGCCAUGGUCCGAAAAGGCAGCGGCAGGAUUGA
This is a messenger RNA of Lithohypha guttulata, 1218 nucleotides long. RefSeq lists its product as uncharacterized. Bases 1 to 1218 code for a protein of 405 amino acids. Gene Ontology annotation, molecular function: mRNA binding. The record is from RefSeq and is a predicted model, not a curated record. Gene Ontology annotation, biological process: mRNA alternative polyadenylation. Gene Ontology annotation, cellular component: mRNA cleavage and polyadenylation specificity factor complex. NCBI's taxonomy places the organism in Eukaryota, Fungi, Ascomycota, Eurotiomycetes, Chaetothyriales, Trichomeriaceae. The transcript has 2 exons.